Messenger RNA from Drosophila albomicans, 3856 nucleotides. RefSeq lists its product as uncharacterized. The record is from RefSeq and is a predicted model, not a curated record. NCBI's taxonomy places the organism in Eukaryota, Metazoa, Arthropoda, Insecta, Diptera, Drosophilidae. The coding region runs from base 343 to 3369 and encodes 1008 amino acids. Gene Ontology annotation, biological process: regulation of transcription by RNA polymerase II. The transcript is spliced from 3 exons. Gene Ontology annotation, molecular function: RNA polymerase II cis-regulatory region sequence-specific DNA binding; DNA-binding transcription factor activity.
CACUCGAUAGACUUUAGUACAGUCGAAGUGACGCCGCGGCAUACAAACGUGAAUUAAAAAAUCCAACAAUUUGUGUUGUUGCUUCUGGUGCCGAACAAUUGAAAAAAAUAAAGGAAAAAAAUAGCAUAACAAAAUAUCAAUUUGCGAAAUACACAAUUAGAAAUUCAAUACGCUAGGAUAGUGUGUGGUGGUGAUGGUACAUGUUCGUUUUUUAUGAUUUGUGCAAAAGUAAAGUAAAAAAGAAAAAGAAGAAAAAACCUACAAACCAUACUAUAUACUAGAAUAAAUAGCUAACGAGAUCGAGAGACACGCACACACACAUAGUGAGAGACGGAUAGUACGAUGAACAAUCAACUAAACCCGGCCACCUACCGCAAAUUCAAUAAUUUGCUUAGCAGCGGCGCUGUUACCGUCACCGGUCCCGGACAGCCGCGCAUCUUGAAAACGACUCGACUCGCUGUCGGCGGCGGCGGCAAUUCGAAUGCAAGCAGCGCAGCAGCGGCUGCUUCGCAACAACAGCAAACCGUUAUGGACAGUGAUGGAGUUGCACGCUGUUAUAUUUGCGAUGAGUUGCUAUUGGGGAAUCAAACGCAGACAUCGCUAACCGAUAUGUGCACCACGCACACCUCAACCAAAUUCCCCAAUAAGCUGGCUCAACUGGUUGGCGAAGGCUUCAUGGUAAUUGUGUGCAACGAAGAUUUCGUUUGUUCGCGCUGCACCAAUUUGGUCAACUACUACGACCGCCUUGAGAACGAUGUGGAGCGCGUUAAGUCGAAUCUGCUGAAUUUGCUAAACAAAAAGUAUGGCAUCAAUGAGGAUAGCGGUGGCAAUAAUAAUGUGGCAGGAGAUACGGCAAGUCCGCCUUUGAAAAUGCAAAAGCUAGCAGGAAAUGCGGCAAAUCGUUCGCUCGAAGAGGGCGGAGAUGCAUUGCGACAGCGUAAGCUGGUGCAACAAUCAACGCCAGUGUCGCAACAAUUGAAGGUCGCAUCGCCACAGAGCGGCGGCGCCACCCAGACGCAGGUUCAACGCAAGGCAACCAAGAUCUACAAGUGCACCUCGUGCGAUUACAAGACCUCCGACAUGCGUCUGUUCAACACACAUUACGAGACAUGCAAACAGCAGACGUUCCAGUGCAAGACCUGUCGCAAGAUCUUCCCCCACUUUGGCGCCAUGAAGCAUCACAUGGUGCGUGAUCACAACACCGCCAUGGACAACACUUGCGCCAUGUGCCACAUCAAUUUCGUGAAUGAGACGAGCUUGCGCAAGCACAUGGAAACCAAUCAUGCCACCAAUGUGCUUGUCACCAGCACCACAACAAUUCCCGCUGCUGCCGCUCCAGUUACUGCGGCUGCUGCUGCCGCCGCCGCGGCUGCUGCAUCGGCUGGCAAUGUCACUGAGUCGAUUGGUGUCUCGGGCUCGGCGCUGUAUACAUGCAAUCACUGUCAGUUCAAGUCCACGGACAAGGGUGUGUUUGAUGAGCAUAUGCGCAAACAUGUUCAAACCAACAAACCGAAGCCAUUCAAGUGUCGCCUAUGCUCGCAACGCUUUGAGACACGCGAGGCGGCCACCGUGCACGCCAAGCAGCAUCAGACCAACUACUUCAAGUGCGGUCAGUGCGCGAUGACCUUCCCCAAGCGUGAGUUGCUCGUGAAGCAUGCCGAGAUUCAUCAGCUGGAGAAGAUGGCUGCCAGCGGCGCUAGCACACAAAAAUUGCUGCAGGAGACCAUUGAUGAGGCAUUGAGCGAUUCGGUGCCAGCAGCUGCUGCUCAGGGCGGCAACAGUGGCCAGCAGGUGGUGAGCAGUGUGGCCGAGGAGAACAACAUUCGCUUCUUUUCGUGCAGCAUCUGCUCGCUAACCUUCAUACAGGAGACGUACUACAAUCACCACAUGGAGACACACAGGCGGGAGAAGAAGAGCGGCGCUGCCGGUGGCAGCGGAGGAGGCAGUGGCAGUAAUGCAGCUGCCCUCAAUUCGGCUGCCACAGCAUUGUUGAGCGAUGAGCCCGGCGAGUCGGGUGUCGGCUUGAAGGAGGAAUCGAAUGAGCAGAGCGCUGAAGCUGACAUUGAGAGCCUGUUUGAGAAAUUGCAUUCGGAUAAGAAUGACAGCGAGAAGAAAAAUGAAAUGGUCAUCACCUCACAGGAGGGGAGCGGUGGCAUCACUUUUAACAUAACCAUACCCCAAGUGGAUGCCGCCGGCGUCGAGCAGGCGGAGAGCAAGCAUUCACCAAAUGCACAAGCGCCUGUUUCGGUUAGCAUUGAUAUGCCCACUUUGGAUCAAGCCGAGGAGGAAGAAUCACAAGCGCAGGGUGACAAAACGGCUGAGGCUCGCGACACCAAAUCGAAUGCGCCACCCGUCUCUAUGCCCAGUUUGGAUGAUGACAAUGAGGCCGCAGCUGCAGCAGCUGCAGAUGCCAAUGCAGACGACACAACCGAUGGCAAUGCAGCAGCCAAGCCCAGCGAGAAGUCCAGCGCCAAGGGAGAGCAAACAGCAGCUAGCAAGGAGAAGCAGGUCAAGCAGGAAGGUGCUGAAGAAGCUGCGGGCGAAGCACAGGCUGCCGAGGCGGAGAAACACGAAGCCGAGGAGACGCCAGCAGCUGGCGAGCAAACAGCUGAAGCAGCCGAAGAAGCUGCAGCCGCUGCGGAAGCCGAAGCAGCUGCUGCCGCCGGUGAAGGUGAAGCUGGUGAGGCAGCGGGAGGUGAACAGCAAGUGGCCAUGGAACUGGAUGAGGCAAUGCAGGCCCAAGUCGAUGGUGGACAAAUCAAGUUUAUUGUGAAUGAGAAUGGACAUUUGCUGCAGCUGGAUAAUCACAUACUGACCGAUGCCGAGGGCAAUCAGAUUAUUGUGCAAGAUCCCGAGCAGAUACAGCAGCUGCUGCAGAGUGUUGGUGUGCUGCAGUCCGGCGAUGGUUUGGAGGGCGACACACUGCAAAUGAUGACCGAUGGCAGCGGCCAAAUGGUUCUCGUUCAUGGCGAUAACAACGAACAGCAACUGAUCGAUGCCUCACUGAUCAAUUCCGAAGGCCAAAUCAUCAUACAACAGGGCCAGGAUGGCGAGGAGGGUCCACAUGUCAUCAGUGAGGAUGGCACACGCAUACCCGUCUCUGUUUCGUACACAGAAGAUGGCCAACCCAUUGUGCAAGUGCAGCAACAAGUGCUGGAAGCGGCACAGGCGAGUGCCGAGGAAAAGGAGGCGGCGGCAGCAGCGCAAGCCGAGGCCGAGGAGGCGGGCGAGGCAACACAAACCAGCGAAUCGGUCACAGUGACAACAGCAGCGGCCACAGCGGUGACCACGAGCACAGCCAGCAGUAGCAGUGGCGGCACUGCCGGAUUCUUUGCGCUCGACGAGUUCGCCGAGACGAAAGCGGACUAGAAUUGGCGGUUGCGGGGACACAACCGUAGACACUACACUACAAUACUGGCGUACGAUGAGGACUGGUUUUAACAGAUCUUAGACCAAACAAACACAGUAGCUGAUGCAAGCUCUGACAACUCUCUGCACAACCCACAACACACACAUACAUCCGCAUUUGAUAAAAACAAAACAAACACACACACGGACACAUUUAUACAUUUAGUAUAUGUAUUAACACUCCAGUUGACAACAGAAUCAGAACCGAGAAGAGAUCGAGGAACGAACCACAACGAACAAUUGCUGCCAAAUAUUCACAAAUUUGGCCAUCAGGCAUCAUCAUCAUCUUGCAAUUGUCUUGACAGUGUGUGUUCAAUGCUGGACUUGGCAGAUAUAUAUUAGGCUUAGUGUUUAGCAUAGGUACAACAGUAAAUUUAAACAAAAAACUUGUAAAAAAAAAUACGAAAAAAACGAGUUCAUAGAUGAUUACAACAGAUGCUUGAAUUAU